Molecule: messenger RNA, 3068 nt
Organism: Gaeumannomyces tritici R3-111a-1
Lineage: Eukaryota; Fungi; Ascomycota; Sordariomycetes; Magnaporthales; Magnaporthaceae
Exons: 2
Coding region: 202-2940 (912 amino acids)
Biological process (GO): proteolysis
Cellular component (GO): cytosol; cell wall; membrane
Molecular function (GO): serine-type endopeptidase activity; tripeptidyl-peptidase activity
Source: RefSeq, a predicted model, not a curated record
CACCCGCCGACAUGCAAAUUUCACCGCAUACGACUGCAGAUGGACGGGUAGGCACCUGCUUGCCCAGACAGCUUCUAGUAGCAGCAUCGUCGGCGUGCUUAAGAGAGGUUCCCCUCGCCCGUCUCAACAUGGCCUCUCCCGUUCUGUUCAGCCCCAGGUCUCUGGACUCCUGCUGCAUCCCAUCGCCGUGACGACGACGAGAUGCACGCCACGCGAGCACUCCUUCUUCUGGGCCUAGGCCUCCUAAACGGGGCCGCGGCCCUCCGCGUGCGCUCAGACGGCACUGUUGAGGAUCCCCUCGCCGGCGGCAGCAAGACCAUCAUCGUCGAGCUGGCCAAGGGCUGCAACAUCGAGGGCGUCAAGCGCAAGCUGCAGGAGCAGUCUGCAGGCACAACUGUGGUCAAGACAUUCGAGUCUGACAUCUUCACCGGCAUCAGCGUCGAGACCACCGACAACACGCUCGAGUCCCUCCAGGGCCUGGCCGACGCCGUCAAGGCCUGGCCCAUGCGCGUCAUCGACAUCCCCACCCCCGAGCGCGGCCAGACGUUCAGCACCGACGCCACGGCCAAGGAGUACUCGCUGCACAAGUACACGGGCGUCGACAAGAUCCACGAGGCCGGCGUGUACGGCAAGGGCGUCGUCGUUGCUGUCGUCGACACGGGCAUCGACUACACCCAUGCCGCUCUUGGUGGAGGCUUCGGCCCUAGCCACAAGGUCGUGGGAGGCUACGACCUCGUCGGAGACGGCAACUACCCCACCACGCCCAGGAACCCUGACCAGGACCCCAAGGACCAGAACGGCCACGGCACCCACGUUGCCGGCAUUAUUGCUGGCAAGACGGACCACUUCACCGGUGUUGCUCCCGAGGCAACCCUGCGGGCCUACAAGGUCUUUGGAGCUGGCAGCGGCGGCACCGAGGAGGCCGUGCUGAUCGAGGCGUUCCUCAUGGCCUACAAGGAUGGUGCCGAUGUCAUCACCGCUAGCGUUGGUGGUGCCGACGGCUGGGCCGACAGCGCAUGGGCCGUGGUGGCGUCUCGCAUUGUCGAUAGCGGUGUCGUGGUCACCAUUUCCGCGUCAAACUUUGGCGUUUUUGGCCCCUUUGUCGCCUCGUCCGGCAGCUCGGGCAAGAACGUUAUUGCUGUCGCCUCGGCCGAGGGCGGAGAUCUCUCUGCGGAUCCCUUCAUUGCCAACUUCACCCUCAAUGGGAACACCAAUGUGUCCGACCUCGGCUACGUCCCCAGCGACAAGGCCUGGAAUAUCACCGGUAUGAAGAUUGUGCCGACGUCGCUCAACACAUCCGUCGUCGAUGAUGCGUGCCAGCCUCUGCCCAGCGGGACUCCUUCCCUCCAAGGCUCUGUGGCCCUCGUCCGCCGCAGUGGUUGCGAGUACGCGGUCAAGCAGGCCAACGUCGAGGCUCUCGGCGCCAAGCACCUUUUGUUGUACAACAACGACGGCCUCUGGGCCGUGCCGUUUACCCAAAGGAAGAGCUCCGAGCUGGCCCUCGUCGAGGCCAAGGCCGGCAAGGCCAUCGUGGAGACCGUCGCUGCCGGCGGCUCAGUGGUCGUCGACUUCUCACAGAAGCACUCUUACAAGGUCGGAGUCUUCAACAGCGCCGGCGGCAGGCCCAACGACUUCACCUCGUGGGGCCCCCUCUGGGAUCUGCAGAUCAAGCCUGACGUGACGGCGCCCGGCGGCAACAUCUUGAGCACCUACCCCGGCAACCAGUGGAUGGUCAUGAGCGGCACCUCCAUGUCCUGCCCUUAUGUCGCUGGUGUCGCUGCCCUAUACGUCAGCGCCCACGGCGGCCGUAAGGUCCACGGUUCCGGCUUCGGCCGCGAGAUGUUCCAACGCAUAGUCUCCAGCGGCGGCGCCCUUCCCUGGUCCAACACCGACCCUUUGCGGACCGGCACUGUGGCGGACGACAAGGGCUUUUUUGCGCCCGUUCCCCAGGUCGGCACGGGCAUGAUCAACGCGGCCAAAGUCCUGUAUUCCGAUACGCGAAUCGCCUUUGAACCGUUUGCGCUCAACGACACGGCCAACCUUAGGGCUGAGCACGAACUCGCCAUUACCAACAGCGGGAAGGAGCCGGUCGAGUACAGUUUCCAGCUGCAGCCCGCUGCCGGAGUCGAGAUCUUCCAGCCCUACAACCAGUUUGGUGCCCGGAACAGCAUCUUUAAAUCCCUCGAAGACCUGGAGCCCAUCAGCCUGGUCCCGGGCGUGUCCAUGCCGGAGCCCAUCACGGUCGCGCCGGGCGAGACGCGCAACGUCAGCUUCAGCUUCGCGGCGCCGACCGGGCCCGGCGUCAACGCCAGCAAUAUGCCGCUCUACAGCGGCAAGGUGCUCGUCACGGGCGGCAACGGCGACUCGCUCUCGGUCCCGUACAUGGGCGCCGCCUUUAGCCUGGCCGGCGAGUUCAAGCAGAUGUGGAGGAAGGGCAGCCCCGAGUUCUCGUGGAGGACCCCGAGCGUCUGGACCUUUGACCUGAACCCGAGCGCGCCCGGCUACCCCAUCAUCUUCAUGUCGGUCGAGUACGGCGCCCGCGAGGUCCGCUGGGACAUGUUCGAGUCGGGCUGGACCGAGGACCGCUGGAGCUACCCGCCCGUCGUCGGGGAGAACGGCUACGUCGGCUCGGCGACCUCGUACGACGCCACCUACCUCGGCAGCGUCUUCAACCCCGCGACCAUGCGCGUGAACGACACGUUCCCCUUCCCCAUCCAGGGCGUCGUGCGCAACAGCGGCAACAUCGGCCAGUACCACUUCUGGUGGCUCGGCGCAAUGGCCAACGGCUCCCAGAUCACGUCUGGAAAGUACAAGAUGCGGUUCGCUGCUCUCCGUCCUUUCGUUGACCCCAAGGCUUCGGAGAGUUGGUCGGUCUGGGAUCUGCCAGAGAUAAUCAUCAACAGGGCGGCCCCGGUCGUAAGCAACAGGACUCAGUCCUAGUGUAUCACAUCGAAAGUAAUGUUUAUAUAUAGUUUACGAUGUAGUAUAAUGUCCGUAUCAGAGUGUUCGACGCGCUGCCCUACCGUACCGACUGAAUGUAUUGCUCUCUGUCGCACCUUCUCCACUAA